Molecule: messenger RNA, 12991 nt
Organism: Siniperca chuatsi (mandarin fish)
Lineage: Eukaryota; Metazoa; Chordata; Actinopteri; Centrarchiformes; Sinipercidae
Gene: prkdc
Product: protein kinase, DNA-activated, catalytic subunit
Exons: 87
Coding region: 260-12604 (4114 amino acids)
Biological process (GO): telomere maintenance; intrinsic apoptotic signaling pathway in response to DNA damage; double-strand break repair via nonhomologous end joining
Cellular component (GO): nucleus
Molecular function (GO): DNA-dependent protein kinase activity; protein binding
Source: RefSeq, a predicted model, not a curated record
ACGCAUCCUUUAAGUCACCCGAAGUCCAUGGGACUUUCAUCAUCAGGGCUUUUAUUUUGAAACACAUGCAGCGCGUAUCCUAGCGCGAUUCUUCCUGAUGCGCGUGAUGGUUUGAGAUUGAGAUGCGCCGACUAGCUUGACAGUCUGUUGUUUCGCUAACUUACUUGAGAGAACGUAGUUUUGCUGUGUUUGUGUACUCAUGAGAGAAAGUAAUGUGGCGCUUGUGAUGCUAAUGUUAGCUUAGGUCAGUCCCGCGGUUAUGUCUUCUCCUCACAGUAACACUGCUGGAGGCAUUCAAGGGCUUCUCCUGAAACUUCACGAAUCGCUUUCAGACGAAGACACCCGAGCCGCAGCUUUGAAAUGUCACGAUAUUGUUGGUGACUUGGGCCAGGAGUGCAUGCUAACACCAACCGAGAAUGAACUUGUUUUACAGACAUCCUUAUUGUUCUCAAAAGACUAUGGACUGCUCAGCUUCCUCAGAAAGUCCCAGGCAUCAGACGAGCUCCGGGACACCCGAGUUGAGAUCUUGGGUUUUUUGGAGAAGUUCUUGGACAGGGUCUCGCCAAGAGUCAAAGGUUGGGAGAAGACUUACGCCAUUGACAUAAAAGACACAUGCAUGGCUGUGUAUACAAAGGAAAAAGUAGCCAAAUGUAGGACUCCAGUGCUGGAGCUCCUUAUUAAGGUUCUUCAAACAACAAAGGCUUCCAGUGUGGCUGCAGACCUGCGAAUCUGUGAAAUAUUCAACAGAUAUUACAGCGAGCUUUGUCAGAAGAGCAAACUACCAGAUUCUGUCCUCGGCAAAAUAUAUGAGUUGCUGGGAGUUCUUGCAGAGGUUCACCCCAGCGAGAUGGUCAACAACUCUGACAAACUCUACAAAGCCUAUCUAGGGGAGCUAAAAGAACAGAUGACCUCGUCAACAAAGGAACCAAAACUUUUUGUUGUAGCUGGAUGUUUGAGAGGAAUCACUGCUCUAAUGGUCAACUUCACUAAAACCAUGGACGAAGACCCAGCAACUUCUAAGGACAUCUUUCAGUAUGCCCUGAAGGCAAUCAGUCCCCAGAUGGAAAUGAAUCGCUAUGCUGUCACCUUCGCUGGUCUUAGAUUAAUUGCCAGACAUGCAUCCCAGUUCAGCAGCUGCCUUAUGGACCACUACAGAGCUUUGUUUGAGGUUAUGUCUAAGCUCUGUGGACACAUCAACGGUGAGAUGAAGAAGACGAGUUACUAUGCACUUGAGGCCUUCCUCAAACAGGUUGCAAUGCUGGUGGCUGAGAAUAUUGAGGAGCACAAAACCAAGUUGAAGUUCUUCAUGCAGAAGUUCUGCGGCAUCAUUAAGACCAUGGACUCGACACAUAAGGAGCUGUCCAUUGCCAUACGAGGAUAUGGAUUCUUCGCAGCCCCAUGCAAGAAAGUUUGCCCACAAGACGUGGACCUGAUGUACACAGAGCUGAUUCAGCGCUGUAAGCAGAUGUACCUGACCGAGUCUGAUGGGGAGGACGACAGCUUCUACCAGCUGCCCAGCUUCCUGGACUCUAUAGCUAGUGUCCUGAUUCACCUGGACAAGAUUCCAGAGGUAUAUACACCACUACUGGAGCGUCUCCUUGUGGUGCAGAUUGACCAUUUCCCUCAGUACAGCGAGAGAAUGCAGACAGCUUGUUGCAGGUCCAUCCUUAAGGUGCUGGUGGCCAUGGCCUCUAAAGGACCUGUUCUAUGGAGUUUUAUUAGCUCUGUGGUGCACCAGGGCUUAAUUCGUGUCUGUUCAAAACCCAUCAUACUUUCUGAGGACAAAGACAGUGGUCCCUCGGAGUCUUCCCAAGUUCGUGUUGGAAAAUGGAAAGUUCCGUCUAGUCAGAACUAUCUUGCCCUGUAUAAAGGACUUCUAGACUGUGACCAGCUGAAGGAUUCAGGAUUUUUGGAUGGAGCUUUUGAAAGUCAGAACGCUGCUCUCAUAUCUUUGAGCCGUCUUCUUUACGACGAGUUGGUGAAAUCGAUUCUCCGAAUUGUGGAAAAAUUGGACUUGUCUGUGCAGAAAGUGACAACCGGAGAGGAGACACCUUCCCCUGUUGUUUUUACGGCUCCGGAUGAUGCAGCCCACGUCCUGCCCUCCUCCGACCCCACAGCUCAUCUGUUGCCCAACAAGAUCAAAGAUUUCACUGCCUUUAUCAACCUGGUUGACUUUUGCAGUGAGUUGUUGCUGAAUAAACAUGUGGAGUAUUUUCAGUCCUGGAUGUAUCCCUUAAGCCAUGAACUUAUCCUCCACUCCAUACGAAAUCCACUUGUCAGUGGCUUCUACAAGCUGCUAUCUGUCACCAUGAGAAUUGCCAAGAGAAUCAAGUACUACCAGGGAGUUGGCCUGAGAAGCUCUACAUCCCCCCAGAGUGACACAGUGAAAAGUGCUUGUUUUGCACUCUUCUCUAAGUUUGGAAAAGAGGUGUGUGUGAGAAUGAAGCAGUACAAAGAUGAGCUGCUGGCAUCCUGCUUGACCUUUGUCCUCUCGCUGCACCACAACAUCGUAGCUCUGGACAUCAAGGCCUACUGUCCUGCUCUUGAGGCGGCUCUGAAGUUGGGUCUGAGCCAUGUUCCUUUGGCCAACGUAGCCCUAGAUGCUCUUGAAGACUGGUCCUCCUAUAUUCCUUCAGAGACUAUGCAGCCCUGCUACACCAACAUCCUUCCUCUUCUGGAUGGAUACCUGAAAACCUCCUCCACCAACAACAAAGACGACAGCAACUGGGAGGUGAUGUCUUCUUUGUCUUCAAGAAGUGACAGGGGAUACAGCCGAGUGAUGACGAGGCUCUUGAAACAAUCUAAGCAGCUCGCCAUGGAAGAUGCUCCUCUUGUCGUGGUGAGGCUCAGGGUGGUGAAGUUGCUCGGUCACCUGGGAGGAAAGCUGAACAGGAACCUUGUAACUGCGGUCUCAUCAGAGGAAAUGAUGAAGAAAUUUGUCACCUGGGAUUCCGAGAAAAGGCUCAGCUUUGCAGUGCCAUUCGCCGAUAUGAAGCCAGUCAUCUACCUCGACCCAUUUCUGCCUCGCAUCAGUGAACUGGCUCUGUCCACAAGUGACAGACAGACCAAAGUUGCAGCUUGUGAGCUGCUCCACAGCUUGGUGGUCUACAUGGUUGGGAAGAGUGCUCAGAUGGUUGAAGGAGAGAAUAGUUUGCCGCCUAUGUACAAGCUGCACAAGAGGCUGUUUCCUGUGCUACUGCGUCUGGCCUGUGAUGUGGAUCAGGUGACCAGACAGCUCUUUGAACCGCUGGUUAUGCAGCUGAUUCAUUGGUUCACAAACAACAAGAAGUUUGAGAGCCAAGAUACAGUAGCUGUUCUAGAGGCCAUUAUGGAUGGUGUGGUUGACCCAAUGGAUAGCACUCUCAGAGACUUCUGUGGCCGCUGCAUUGAAGAGUUUGUCAAAUGGUCAAUCAAACAAACCACACCCAAGCAGCAAGAGAAGAGCCCUACUAACAUGAAGUCCUUGUUUAAGCGCAUCUACAGCUUGGCUCUCCAUCCCAAUGGGUUCAAAAGACUUGGUGCGGCCUUAGCAUUCAAUAGUAUCUACAGACAAUUCAGGGAGGAAAAAUCCUUGGUGGAGCAGUUUGUCUUUGAAGUUCUCGUCAUAUUUGUAGAAAGUCUGGCCCUUGCACACUCAGAUGAGAGAUCUAUGGGUACACUGCAGCAGUGUUGCAGUGCCAUUGAUCAUCUGAAAAGAAUCAUCAAACAAAAGGCCCCCACUCUCCAUGAGCACAAUGCUAAGAGACGUGUCCCAAGGGGCUUUUCACCCGAUGGAAAGCUGUGCCUCUCUGAUGUGGUUUUAUGGCUUCUGGAACAAUGUGGCCGACCUCAGACUGAGUGUCGCCACAAAUGCAUGGAACUGUUCUAUGAGUUCAUACCUCUCCUCCCAGAAAAGACGUCUCCACCGCAGUGGUUGGCUGGCAUGCUAAAGGAUCGUGGCAUUGGUUUCUUGAUCUCACGAUUUGAGGGUGGAGGUCUCCUCUCCCAGCCCACUCUCAGGGAUCUGACGGGUCCUUUCAGUGUCAGAGCCACCCUGCAGUGGAUGGACCUACUGCUGGCUGCCCUGGACUGCUACAACACCUUCAUCAGCUUACACAUAAUCAAGCCUCAUCACAUGCUUAGCUCCAAAGAGAAGUCAAGCUUUUUGAAAGCUUUAAGUUUCUUUUUGACUGAGCUGGCAACUCAGGAACUGGUAGCAGCGGAGAGCUGUUUCCCUCUCGGCGAGAAGACCUCUCACUUCAGCCCGAGAGAGGUGGACCAGUACAACUUCAGCAAGUGCACCAUCAUUGUCCGGCUGCUGGAGUUUGCCACCAUGAUUCUUGUCAAAGGAGACAAGGAGUUUUGGAAGCUUCUGGAACAAGACAUCUUUGUCUCAGCUUUUUUUGAGCUGACUGCGCUGGUGGUGUGUGAGCCAUCCACUGUAGGUUUCAACAUGGCAGAUGUGGAGGUAAUGAAGAACCUCCCUGAAGUGUGUGUUCCUUUACUAAAGGCCCUGCUGGCCUCACCUUACCGCACUCGUAUUGAAAGCAGUUUGCGGACAAAAAUCCCACGUAAAAGUGUAGAGGAUUUGUGUGCCAUAGACCUCUACCAUUCCAGCACUCGCCAUGACCAGAUGGAAAUGGUUCUGUCUUCCUGUAAGCAGAUCCAUAAAGCCGACUUCCUCAGCUCCAUUCUGCACAGCCAGGAUGCCACCUACGCCAAAUCCCUUGGGUCCCGUCUUCUAAUGACCGUGUAUAAAGGCAUAGCACCCGGUGAGGACAGGAAGGCACUUCCAUCCUUGGACAUAAAUACCAAGAGGCUAGCAGACGGCCUGCUUCAGCUUGCUUUUUCUCUCAGUUAUCAGAGUGAGCAGCUGGUGGACUUGUUGUUGAACACCAUUAUGCUCUCUGUGCCGAUAUCUGGAAGUCAUAGCCACAACUUCAUGAGCUUCUCGCACGGCGAGUACUUCUACAGCCUCUUCCAGAUGACCAUCAACACCGAGCUGCUGAGAAGUCUGGACACCACAGUACCUCGCCUCAUGAAGGCUUCAUCUCAAAAUCCCAGCAUGGUGAGUGUGUUGCUGAAUGGCAUGCUGGACCACAGCUUUAGAGAGCGCUCUGUGAGGAAGACUCAGGGCCAACAGCUGGUUGAAGAGGUGCUAAGAAGAUGGAAUACUCUGCAGUCGUGGUGGGAAGGACACUCUUCAACUCCAGAGAGCAAAACUGCCACUCUUCUGCUGCUCUCCAAGCUCCUACAGAUUGACUCCUCUGUCUGCUCCAAUGUCAAACAUGAAGCCUUCAGACCGGUGUUUUCCACUUUCACUAUGCUGCUGGUUGACAUGAAUCUGCCACUGAAUCUCAAGAGUCAGGCCCUGUUGGUGUUGCCCUUCUUCACAACCCUCUCAGAGGAGCCACUGGCUGAGCUGCAGAGAGCCCUUGACACCCUGGUGGCCUCCCACUUCCCAAUGCAGUCAGAUGAGUUUGCUAAGGGCUCACUUCACCGCAACAACUACAUGGACUGUAUCCGAAAGUUGCUGGAUGCCCUAGAGCUUUCUCAGAGCCCACUCCUGCUCAGACUGAUGGCAGGGAUUCUGUGUCGAGAUAGAAAACACAUCAUGGAGGAGCACUUCCAAACCUGUUUCCAAAGAAUUGCUAAGCGGUCAAGCAGUGCAGUACAGCUACUGUGUACAGUACAUGGGGCGAUCCAGCAGGGUGAUGUGCCGAUGAGCUCCAUGCUGCAGGCCAUGAUGGACAGGGUUCUGCUGCCUCUUGCCUCUCACUGUAGCACCAAGGCCCUGAAUGACUUCUUUGUGGCAAAUAUCUCCGACAUAACUGCUUUGCUGCUCAGCCGCUUCACAAAGUCAAAUGAAACGGAAUUUGAGAUCCAGCUGCUGAAGAAGAACGGCUGCUACAAGCUGAUGGAGCUCCUGUAUUCUCGGCUUCCCAAAGAAGAGGUUUACUCCAAGGAAUCCCGCAUUAAUCAAGCCUACUGUCGUUUAGACAAAACAGAGGGGAAUGAGUUGUCCAAGACCUUGAUCAAGUCAUGUUUUGAAGCAUUCACUGAGAACAUGGCUGGUGAGACUCAGCUCCUUGAACUUAGGAGACACUAUCACUGUGCUGCAUACAACUGUGCCAUCGCCGUCAUCAGCUGCAGCUUCAAUGAGCCCAAAUUCUACCAUGGCUUCCUCUUCAGUGAGAAACCAGAGAAGAAUCAGUUCAUUCUGGAAAAUAUCAUUGAUGUUAAAAGGACCUACAACUUUCCAAUUGAAAUUGAGGUUCCACUUGAGAGAAAGAAGAAAUAUGUCAUGAUUCGAAAAGAAGUGAGCGAGGAGAAUGGAGAAGCGCCAGUGUAUCUGUCUUCCCAGUCUUACAUGGCCGACAGCAGCCUGAGUGAGGAGAUGAGUCAGUUUGAUUUCUCCACCGGAGUCCAAAGCUUUUCCUUCAGCUCCCAAAACCCUGAAGGACACAGACGCACCAUUGCAAAAAGAGAGACAGAGGAGACAAAUCCCUCCCAGGAUGCAAUGGUGGAUCUAGAAAUGGAUGAGCUAAAUCAGCAUGAAUGCAUGACAGCCAUGACUGCUCUUAUUGGACACAUGCAAAGGAACAACAUAACCCCCAAAAUCGAACAGGGAAACAUGCCUGCUGAACUUCCUCCAUGGAUGAAAUUUCUACAUGCAAAACUAGCAAAUCCAGCAACACCACUGAAUGUUAGACUCUUCAUCUCAAAGCUGAUCAUAAACACAGAGGAGGUUUUCCGACCAUACGCCAAGCACUGGCUGGGGCCGCUCCUGCAGGUCGUUGUCUCUGGAAACAACGGAGGAGAGGGGAUCCAUUUUAUGGUGGUGGAUAUUGUGGUCACAGUGCUCUCCUGGACAAGCCUGGCCAGCCCCAAGGGUAACCCCAGAGAUGAAGUGCUCGCUAACCGGCUGUUAGAGUUCCUGAUGAAGCACAGCUUCCACUCCAAGAGGGCAGUUUUCCGCCACAACCUGGAGAUCAUUCGCACUCUGGUAGAGUGCUGGAAAGACUGUCUGCAUGUGCCUUACAGUCUGAUAUAUGAGCGCUUUUGUGGCACCAACCCAAAUAGCAAAGACAACUCUGUUGGACUUCAGCUGCUGGGAAUCAUCCUGGCCAACAACCUCCCUGCUUACGAUGCCUCAUGUGGAAUUGAAUAUGAGAGGUACAUCCAGUCCCUCACCAACAACGUGUCCUUUGUAAGGUAUAAAGACGUCUACGCAGCUGCUGCUGAAAUUAUCGGCCUCAUCCUGAAGAAUAUGACAGAAAUGGACAAUCAUCAUCAACUUCUCAGUCAUGCUGCAAGUAAGAUAUUAAAUCUGAAGAAAAAUGACAUGGAUGACAAGUUCAUAAUUUGCUUGAACAAAGUGUCAAAGCACUUUCCUCCAUUCAUGGAUCGCUUUGUCAACUACGUGUUCUUCCUCCUGCCAAAGUUGCACGGCAUGUUAAAGACUCAUUGUUUGGAGUGUGUGCUGAGCCGAGCUGAUGUCAUCCCAGACAUCUUUCUGCAGUUGAAGACCACAGGCUUCAUUCAGAUGAUGGGCCAUAGGGAUGAAGCAAGGCAGAGAGUUUGUCUGGAUAUCAUCCACAAGAUUAUUGCCGACCUGACACCGGUUCAGCUUCAGGAGCUCCUGGGAACUGUGACAGCUUUUGUCUCCCAUCCUUCACCAGUGUGCAGAGAGAGGAUGUAUGACAUCCUCAUGUGGAUCCAGGACAACUACAGUGAUGCAGAGAGCAUGGAAGACAACACCUCAGUAGAGGUUUUGAAUGCAGCUAAAGAAACACUACUUCAGGGACUGUCUGAAGAAAACCAAGGCCUUCAGCUUUAUGUUCGGAACUUCUGGAGUCAGGAGAAGCGCCUCCCCACUGCGACCCUAGAGCGAAUGUUGACGGUGCUUCGUUCUCUGUACUCCUGUCAAAUAGAAAGGUGUUUCUUAAGCUUGGCUACCAAUCUGCUGCUGGAAAUGACCAGCCAGAGUCCUGACUUCAAACGAAAUAUGUUUGAGUAUCCACUGUCAGAGUGUACCUUUCAGGACUAUGUGAUUGAUUCCAACUGGCGCGUCAGGAGCACAGUGAUGACUCCCAUGUUUGUUGAAACCCAAACCUCUCAAGGCCCAGAAAGUCCGGCCGCAUCCCAGUCUGGAGCCAUGAAGGGGAAGCUCCGAGCCACUCAGACUUCAUUAGAAUUCUCCCAAACCCAAACAGCAGGUCGACGUACAGCAUAUAACUGGCUGACGGGCAGCAGUGUGGAUACACUAGCAGAGUACACACUCGGCUCUGAGUCUCUGUCUUCAUUGUUGGUGUUUGAUAAGAAAGCAGAGAGGCAAACUACAGCAAGGAGACCAGUAGGAGAAGGCUUUGGCCUAAGGCGCCUUACUGCAUCAACCGAUGAGGUGGACAGUCGCACUAAAGCAGAAAACGAGCAACGGAAUAACAUCCUAAGAUUGAGACGCAGAUUUCUCAAGGAUCAGGAGAAAGUCAGCUUGAAUUAUGCACAAAGAGAGAUCCGACAACAAAAACAGAAAAAGGAAGACAAAGCUGAUCAAAGGCUGCGAAAAGAGGCUCAGGUGACUCUCUAUCGUAACUACAGAGUGGGAGACUUUCCAGACAUCCAGAUCUCAUACAGUAGCCUCAUCACCCCACUUCAAGCACUAGCACAGAGAGAUCCAAUUUUAGCCAAACAGCUGUUCAGCUCCCUGUUUGCUGGUAUCCUCCAAGAAAUGGAACCACACAAACCAAGAGGGGAGAGCGGGAGGAUUAAAGAGGAGCUGCGGUGCAACAUGAAUACAUUCCUGAGCAAGAGUACCAUCUGCUUCCCUCCAUUUAUAGCAUGUGUGCAGGACAUGUGCUACCAGAAUAAGGAGCUGCAGCAGCUCAACCCAGCAGCCAUCAGCUCCACUUGCCUGGUGAGUCUCCAGCAGCCAUCGGGCAUCCUGCUGCUGGAAGAGGGCUUGUUGCAUGCUGGUGGCCAAGAUGAGCCUCCUGCCAAACGGUCACGAGGACGCAAAGAAAUCCCCCCAGACACCAAUAAAUGGAUCCACCUCGCAAGGCUUUACAGAUCUUUGGAGGAUUUUGAUGUCGUGCGUGGCAUCUUUGGUGGUAAAGUUGGGACCAAGUCGAUCACCUGUGCUGCGCUUCAAGCUGAAGCCAACACUGACUUUGCAGAAGCUGUGAAGCUUUACAAUGAGGCUCUGAACACUGAGCAUUGGAGUGAUGGCGAGCCCACAGACUCUGAGAAGGACUUCUGGGAAAUAGCUGCUAUGGAGGCCUACAGUCAUCUGACUGAGUGGAAGUCCCUUCAGUACUGCUCCACUGUGAACAUAGAUGAAAACUCGCCACCCGACCUCGAGAGGAUGUGGUCGGAGCCGCUCUACCAGGAAAUGUACCUGCGGCACAUGAUUCGCAGCAUGUUGAAGCAGCUGCAGCUGGGUGAGACGGACCAAACUCUUCUAAGCUUCAUCGACAAAGCCAUGAGGGUGGAGGAACGCAAAAAGCUGCUGGAAAGUCAUUACAGCCAAGAGCUCAGCUUGCUCUACAUCCUGCAGGAGGACUAUGACCGUGCAAAAUACUACACCAACUACGCCAUGCAGCUCUUUAUGGAGAAUUACUCUAGUGUCGAUACGCUGUUGACUCAAAGUCGGCUUACCACCCUGCAGUCAGUGCAGGCCUUGACUGAAAUCCAGGACUUCUUGCUGUUCAUUAAAGGAGAGGUGUCUGUGAGCUCCAUCAAGCGGCUCAUCAGACUAUGGACUGAGCGAUAUCCUGAUGCUAAAGUGGAUCCAGUGAAUUUAUGGGAUGAUAUCAUUACAUCUCGAUGCUUCUUCUUGGACAAGAUCAGGGAAAAGCUGAGAGGCCACGCUCCCAGUGACAGUAUGGAGGUGGACGGUUCAGAUGACCCAGCAGGUGACAUUGACACAUUAGUAAAUGACUGCAAGUUCAACAUGAAGCUACACAUGGCUGAUAGCGCAUGGAAGCAGAAUAACUUUCCUGUGGCCACCAAGCUGCUGAAGGAACUUCACAAAGAAGCGAAAACAAACAGAGGCUGGUUGCUGCCGUGGGUCCACAGUUUUAGCCGCUACAACCAUAAACGCAGCCAGGCCCAGGGUCCUGUGGAUCAAAUCAGUGCCAUGCUGAAGACUAUCCCACUCCUGGAGGACCUUCAGGCUGACUGUCAGAGUGCCACAGCUAAAGUAUUCAGAUACCAAAAGAUACUCCAAGGUACCUCUUUCCACAUCCUGGCCACAGCUGUAAGCAGAAGCCCCUCGGUCCUGGGAACUAUUGAAGCUGAGAAAGCGGAGAGAGUUGCAAAGCUUUCUGGGGCUGCUUGGCCCAAUGAAAAUCCAAAGAAAGUGGAAGUGGGGCUGCAGUUACAAGCAUUCAAGUUGCUGUGUGAUGCUACCAGAAAGGCUGAUGAAGAGCUUCAGUCUUAUACUCAGGACUGUGUGGAAAGCAGCAGCAUCAUUGAGACAUACAUGGCUUUGGCUAACUUCUGUGACAAACGACUGCGAGAGGAGGAGCAGAGUGAUACUGAAAGCCAAUAUCCAGACCUGGUGGCACUGCCUGUUCAUGUGGUGGAGAGCAUGUUGAAAGCACUGAAGAUGAACUCAGAGGAAGCUCGCCUCAAGUUCCCACGUCUGCUGCAGAUCAUUGAGUCCUACCCCUCUGAGACACUGGACCUCAUGACAAAAGAGAUGAUGUCAGUUCCCUGCUGGAUGCUGAUUGGCUGGAUCAGUCAAAUGGUCGCCCUUUUGGACAAGCAGGAAGCUGUGGCAGUGCAACACUGCAUUGGGCAGAUAGCAGAGUGCUACCCUCAAGCACUGGUUUAUGCUCUAAUGAUCAGCAGUGAGAGUUACCAGUUUGAGCACUCUGCUACAGGACACCAGCAGCAGGAAUUUGUCAACAGGCUCAGGAGCAUGCUGGAUAAGGGAGGAGCUGUGAAGAACUUUGUGGAUGCACUGCAGCAGCUUACAAACCCUGAGAUGAUUUUUAAGGAUUGGUGGGAUUGUGUGAAAAAUGAAUUGGAAAAACCAGGAUUUGACAUGAAGCGAAUGGGCGACAUGUAUGACGAGAUGCGCUCUUCACUCGGAGAUCGUAACAGAGCCGGUCAUGGGAUGUUUCGCAAGAAAUUUAUCCAAAAAUUUGCUAAAGAUGUGGAGAAACUGCUGGGACCUAAAGGUAGCAAGCUGUUUGAGAACCGAAAACAGAAAAGUUUUGUGCGGCGGGUGGAGGAUCUGGCAGCAUCCAUGCGUGGAUUUCAGAAGGAACCAGGGAACCUGAAGGAAUACUCGCCCUGGCUGAGUGGUUUUAAAGCAGACGCAUUCAGGAAUGAGCUGGAGAUCCCAGGGCAAUAUGAUGGCAGAUCGAAACCUUUGCCAGAGUAUCAUGCAAAAAUAACAGGCUUUGAUGAAAGGGUAAAGGUGAUGUCCUCCAUUCGCCGCCCCAAACGUUUGAUCAUUCGUGGGGAUGAUGAGCGGGACCACCCCUUUCUGGUGAAAGGUGGGGAGGACCUCCGCCAGGACCAACGCAUUGAGCAGCUUUUUGCUGUCAUGAACAUUUUGCUGAGUCACUACGCUGCCUGCACAAACAGAGGCUUGCAGCUCCGCACCUAUCAAGUCAUUCCCAUAACCACUAGAAUUGGUCUAAUUGAAUGGAUGGAGAACACCUGUACUCUGAAAGAGUUCCUGUAUAGCACAAUGACUGUUGUGGAGCAGCAAAGGGCAGGGAGGUCUGUUGAAGACUACAAUAAAUGGCUCUCAGCCAUCGCUCCAAAUUCAAGUGGUAUAGCACUAUAUGGUCUGGCUUACAAGAAAGCGAAACGUGCUGAGACUGUCAGCAACUUUUUGAAAGUGAUGCAGCAUGUGCCCAGUGAUCUCCUAAAGAGAGCUUUUCUGAAGCUGUGCAACAGUCCUGAGGCCUUUCUUUCCUUGCGCUCCCACUUCAUCAGCUCUCACGCCUUACUGUGCGUUAGCCACUGGAUUCUAGGUAUUGGAGACCGCCAUCUCUCCAACUUCAUGAUCAACAUGGAAACAGGAGGCAUGAUUGGCAUCGACUUUGGUCAUGCAUUCGGUUCAGCCACACAGUUCCUCCCUGUGCCUGAGCUCAUGCCUUUCCGGCUGACCCGACAGUUUGUGAAUCUGAUGCAACCCUUGAAGGAGUCGGGUUUGGUCCAGAGCGUCAUGGUCCACUCCCUCCGAGCUUACAGUGCUGAGCCAGACCUUUUGCUAAACACCAUGGAUGUGUUCGUCAAGGAGCCCUCGCUGGACUGGAAGAACUUUGAGCUGAAACAACUGAAGAAAGGAGGCACAUGGACGGAGAACGUAAACACCAAAGAAAUCAACUGGUAUCCCUUACAGAAGGUGAACUUUGCCAGAAGAAAACUGGAAGGAGCAAAUCCAGCUGCUAUAACCAGUGAGGAGCUGAAGCUGGGCUUUGAGAAGGACGAUGCCUUCCCAGGGAUGCAGUCUGUGGCCUUGGGGACUGAGGAGUACAACAUUCGUGCUAAGCUUCCGCCUGCAGGCUUAUCGGUGGAGAAGCAGGUGGACUGUCUGCUUGACCAAGCCAUGGACCCAAAUGUGCUUGGCAGAGUUUGGGUGGGCUGGGAACCAUGGCUCUGAUUCUUUGAUUUGUGAAGUAUUUCUGAAGUCAUUCACAAUAAUUGGGAAACAAAUCUUAUCAUAGGUGAACAGCCAUGGGUCGUACAGAUGUUUAGUGGUCUUAAAAAGAUCCCUGUAAUGUCAAAUUUGUCUUUUGUAGCUGUGAAAAAUAAUUCUCAUGUAUUGCAUUAUGGCACUAUGUUUGUAUGGCAGGAUCAGCAUAUUAUCUCAUACUUAAGUUAAAAUCAAGAAAUUUAAGUCUGGAAAAAUGAUGGAAUUUGGAAAUGUUAUAUUGUAAGAUUCUUGUUUUAAAUCAGAGACAAUAAGGGUCUAUUUGAAGUAAACCAAUCAUUACCAUCAUUUACUACUGUCUUGUGAUUUGAAAUGAAAUAAAAAUGUCAAACAACA